This is a messenger RNA of Spirometra erinaceieuropaei, 803 nucleotides long. NCBI's taxonomy places the organism in Eukaryota, Metazoa, Platyhelminthes, Cestoda, Diphyllobothriidea, Diphyllobothriidae. The record is from the annotation of a GenBank genome assembly.
AUGCAGAACUCCGUCUGGAGCCUCCACGGCCUUCUCCUGAACACCAAACUGAAGAUGUAUAAAGUUGCCAUCUUGACGACGCUGCUGUACGGUGCGGAGAUCUGGUCAGAUCACAAGAAACAAUCGCGGUAAGUUAAUCGAUUCAACCUCACUUGUCUCCUCGGAAUAAUAAAGCUGAGGCGGCAGGAUGGGAUCUCGAACACAGAAGAUCUGGAACGGACUAGAAUCUCCAAAAUCCACGCCAUCUCGAGGAAAGCGCAGCCACGUUGGAGUGGUUACCUUGGGUGGAUGGACGGCUAGCGUCGACUAAAACGACUGUCCUACUACGGUGUCACCACGCGAGCUCGCCGACAAGGAAGUGAAACCCGUCACUACGCAGACACCUUAAAGGAUUUAUGGGGGCGGCGACAAAUCAGCCCGAAGACUUGAGAAGGCCACCCACAAAACCGACCGGUCUGGAGAAGAGUCAUGGAGAGUGGGACAGUAAACUAUGGUGCCAACCGGAUCGCCCCAGGCAAAGCCAAGAGGGAAGCCUGCAAGUCUCAGGCACCUCUGACCCGCAACAUCAGCAUCCACCGCCAUCCCAACAUGCCUGCGCUGUCGACGAACUCUCCGUGCGCGCAUCACCCUCGACGGACAGCUCCGGCCUCAAUGCGCCAACUCACGAACCCCGGACCACUGCCUCUUCGACCAAUCUUGCUCCAACCCUCAAGGCGUCCACAGUAACAGUCGACCUCGCCAUCGAUGCCUGGAAUCGCCUGGCCUUUACUCGUUUCUCUAUGGGGUUCCUCUACUGCAUGUAA